This is a messenger RNA of Colletotrichum chrysophilum, 243 nucleotides long. RefSeq lists its product as uncharacterized. NCBI's taxonomy places the organism in Eukaryota, Fungi, Ascomycota, Sordariomycetes, Glomerellales, Glomerellaceae. Bases 1 to 243 code for a protein of 80 amino acids. The record is from RefSeq and is a predicted model, not a curated record. The transcript is spliced from 2 exons.
AUGCCGACGUUCGAGGACGUCAUCCGAUCCGCGAUCGCCGGCCGCACCUCGGCCCAGAUAGCCCCUGAGGUCCGCGCCGUUCUCGACAAGGCCGACCCCGAGACCAGGGAGAUGUUCAUGACGAUCCUCGUCUACGUCACCGCCUUGACCAACGAGUCCAAGGCCAAGACGGCCUCCGAGAUCCGCAACGCCGUCGAGGCCCGCGAGAACUACAUCAAGGCCAAGAACAAAGCUGAGGGAUGA